GAAACCUCACUUUCAGGUACACAUCAAAGAUAAUCUAACCGACGACGUAGAGUGCGGGAAGUCGGCCGAACCAAGCAAUUUGGAUAAACAUAGAAUCAUUCAUCCAAGAGGUACUUUUUCGACAACAAGACCUAUACGAGUAGUGUUCAAGUAUUUGAUUAUAAUGUCUGCAAUUGUUGGAGCUCUGGUUGGUCUAGGAGCCGUUGUUGGGUAUUUUCUUGGAUGGAUUUUCCUAGUGCAGUUAGUUAUUGUUGCUGCAGUAGCUUACAUCGCAGCUGGGCAUUGGAGAUGGUGGUAUGUAGCUGUUAUGACUGCUCCCAGAGAUUUGAGAGCGUUGAUUAGAUAUGUAUUUCUGUUGAUACAAGUUAAGAGUUUACAACGAAACAACCAAACAAUUUCACAAAUAUUCCAGAAGCAUGUCAAGAAACAUCCGAAUAAGACUUGUAUAUUAUUUGAAGAUCAAGAAUGGACAUUUGCUCAGGUGGAUGAAUACAGCAAUAAAAUAGCAAAUAUAUUUAAAAGUCACGGCUACAAAAAGGGCGAUAAAGUUGCUUUGUUCCUAGAAAAUAAACCUGAGUUUAUCUGUAUAUGGCUAGGCCUGUCGAAAAUAGGCGUGAUAACUCCAUUGAUAAAUACAAAUUUAAGACUGACAACCUUGGUACAUUCAAUUACCAUCGCCAAAAGCCAGGCUAUCAUCUUUGGAACCGAACUUUCAGAUGCAAUUUCCGAGAUCUUGGAUAAAAUAGAAGCCGAGGUGGCGUUAUACCAAAUAAGCUGCAACAAUAAUAUAGAAAACGUCAAUCAGAAAUAUCACAAUUUGGACAUUUUGGUGAAAGAAGCCUCGUCGAUAUGUCCAACCGUCAAAGAUCCUCUAAAUCACCACGAUUGUUUGGUGUAUAUCUACACUUCCGGAACUACUGGUCUGCCAAAAGCUGCUGUGAUCACUAACUCAAGAUACGUCUUUAUAGCGGCUGCAAUAAACAAAAUGUGCAAUUUCAAGUCUUCUGACGUCUUCUAUACGCCGCUUCCUUUGUACCAUACGGCAGGAGGGUGUAUGACAGUAGGGCAAAUGUUAAUUUUUGGCGCCACUAUCGUCAUACGGAAAAAGUUUUCGGCGUCCGGUUAUUUUUCAGACUGUCGUCGAUAUAAAGCUACGGUAGCACAAUAUAUCGGUGAAAUGUGCCGAUACAUCUUGGCAGUAUCGCCAAGCGAUAAGGAUAAAAACCAUAACAUAAGAAUGAUUUACGGAAACGGUCUUCGUCCCCAAAUAUGGAGGGAAUUCGUGGACAGGUUCAACAUUCCUUUAGUCAGCGAAUUUUAUGGAGCAACCGAAGGAAAUGCUAAUAUAGUGAACAUUGACAAUACGGUAGGAGCCAUAGGAUUCGUUUCAAGAAUAAUUCCGUCUGUGUACCCGAUUUCCAUUAUAAAAGUAGACCAAAACACCGGAGAAACAAUUAGGAACGCUAAAGGAUUGUGCAUGCCUUGCAAACCCAACGAACCGGGAGUCUUCAUCGGCAAAAUAAUACCUAAUAAUCCGUCGAGGGCGUUCUUGGGCUACGUGGACGAAGAAGCUUCCAAAAAGAAGGUCGUUCAUGACGUUUUCCAUCACGGAGAUAGUGCCUUCUUGUCCGGAGAUAUCCUCGUGGCAGACGAAUUUGGAAAUCUCUUUUUCAAGGAUCGCACCGGGGAUACUUUUAGAUGGAAGGGAGAAAACGUUUCGACGGCGGAAGUAGAAGCAGUGAUUAGUAAUUUAGUAGAUUACAAAGACGUUGUAGUUUUUGGAGUUGAAAUAAGAGGACAGGAAGGCCGCGCCGGAAUGGCGGCUAUUUUAGACCCGGACGAAAAAGUCGACAUGACUAGAUUGAUGGCGGGCCUGAAGAAAACUUUGCCUUCCUAUGCAAGGCCUAUUUUUAUUAGAAUCUUAGGUAAAAUAGAUCUGACAGGUACGUACAAAUUAAAGAAGAACGACUUGCAAGACCAAGCUUUCGAUCCCUCUAAAAUUAGUGAUAAUAUUUAUUACUUAGACAGUACCAAAGGAACUUACGAAAAGGUAACAAAAGAUGUUUAUGACAAAAUAAAUGAUGGAACUAUAAGAGUAUAAGAAUAUUUUAUUUCAUCGAUUUUAUUUUCUACUCAACGAUUCCAUGAAGAUGUAUUUAUGUACAUUUAUGUGAGACUUGCGUCUGGUUAGAACUAAGGUAUAGGAAUAUUAUGUCAAGAGUAAUAUUUUUGUAUAGUACCAGAAUAAUUUUUUAUUUAAAUAUUUCUUUAUUUAAUUUAUUUAGUAUUUAUGUAUCUAGAUAUUAUAAAGUAUAACGAAAGAAGUAGUUCUACUUUGAUGGUUAUAAGUCCUCGUAUUUUUUAAUUGGGGUCAAGUCAGGAGAAGCUGCUGGCCGCAGAAUGAUUGGAAUCCUGAUUUCGUGCAAUUAAUUUCUUUUAUGGUACGAAGGUUGAUGUAGAGUUGUUUUGUUGUAGUCCAUUCACACUACGCAAUAAAUUUUUUUUCCAAAUCAUGGUUUACUAAAAGACUUUGGAUUUCUGUACCAUUUCAGCACUACUGCAGCUGAAAACAAGCUUUAUUCCAAUUAUUGACGCAAAAAUCCUUCUAGGUACAGAAAUCUCUAAAGUUUCCUACUUUGUAACAUCAAAUAUACGUUCCUGUAUUGUUGAUUUUAAUUCUUGUUAUCCUUACCUAUUUUGCCACUUUACACAAAUUUGUCAAUUAUUUUCUAGUACUUUUAAAUAAUUUUAUGACACAAUAUUGACAUUGACACAUGUCAACCUCAAAAAUAUCAAAAACAAAAAUGUCACAUACUUCUGUAAGUCUAUUUUCUUAAUAAACUAUUUUAUAUCGUAAAAUGCAUCGCUAUUCUUGCCAAUUACUAAAAUUUAUUGCAUUAUAAACAAUGUUUGGAUUGAUCCAUAGAUAGAUUAUUAGUAUAGAAUGUAUUCAAGUUGUGAUAGACCUGAUGUUUGUGAGGAUUGUGAAUAUUUACACGAUUUCGUAGUUAUAACAGCUAAACAUGACAAGUUAAAUACAAUUCGGUUCUCAAAGAAUCGUUACAGUGUAACGAUACCCUACUACGGAUGGAUUCUGUUCGUAUGUGUCGAUUCAGUGUAGUUGGAAUCGAUUCAUAACUCUGUUUUUAACCGUUUUGGUUUUGGUUCCAGUGUCAGAUCAAGCCACAUACACAAUCCAACAUUCGAAUUUGAUACAUAUAUAGAAUCAAAAUAAGGUUACGAAUAGAUAGAGUUUGGCGUGAUUUAUGGUAGUUCUUCGAUAGGAGAUAUCUUUUUUUGGUCACUAAUAUCGAAAAAUCCAUAUCGGUAACACUAUAUAUGCAUAGACCGUUAAUCACAAGGCUUAUUUCAUUCUAGAAAUUGAUGAUAAACAGAGAAUCAACACUAGGUAAUCGGAUCAUACAAAGGAACGAAACGAUUUGGUCCAACUCUACAUAAAUUUCUUUUGAUUAGUCGGUGCACACGUUAAUUAAUUUUUUUUAAUGUGCAAUAUUGUUCAAUUGUAUGUUUUGACAUACAAUUGAACCAGUGCAUCGUUUUAAUUAUUUUAUACUUAAGCUUGAUGUUUAUAUAGAUGUAUAAUGGACAGAACUGAGAUUAUGCAAGAGAUGAAUAAAACAUUUGACAAGUUAUUUAUGAAAAUAAGCACCGAAAAUAAAUCAAUUUCACUUAUCAACAACAGCUACAUAUACAGCUAACUAAAUAUCUUAAAAGCUGAAGUGAUAUAUACGCUGUAGAGAUCACCAAAACGGACUCUGUGUAUUGUUAGUAUGUAGUAUUAACUUGAGACAGAUUGUAGAAAUCGUUUUUCUGCAUAGAGUCGAUACCGUAUAGUCGGUUCAUACAAAGGAACGGAACGAUUAGAUCCAACUCUACAUAACUUUCUUUUAUUUAGUCGGAGCGCUUGUCAGCGAUUUGUUUAUUGUGAAAUUUUCUUCGAUCGUAGCUUUUUACGUGAUUCCUGUUCUACCAUCACAUUAACUACAAUCAACCGUUUAGGCUUUGGUGGUAGUUACACAUCAGUACACCAAGGACCAUCUGGAUUUUGUAUUUGAUCCGUUUUCAGCAACAAAAGUAGGUUAUUGAUAUCUAGUUUAGCAUGAGUUAGGGUAGUUUGUAGUUCUUCAACACGAAAUAGGUCUUUUUGAUAACUGAUAUGCUAUAAUUGACAUCAUAAAGUCGUAGAUACUUUGUAACAAGGUACGAUCGUAUUCUCAGCUCUUUAUGUAGGGUAAAACUCAUAGAAAACUAUUAUUUGAGCUUUUAAUCAGAUCCUAUUCACUUAGAGAGAUCAUUAAAGCAUACUUUUUGUAGUUAUUCUGUAGUGGAACGGAUUCUAUGAAUUGGUUAUAAAUACAGAAUCAGUCGUACUUAUCAGAUUAUACAAAGGAGCGGAACAAUUUGGUCCAACUCUAUAUUCUUUAGUCGGUGGGCUUGUCUUGAUUUUUUACUGUAGAAUUUUUGUUGCGUCCAGGAUCAAAAUUAUGUUACGAUACAAAGUUUGGUGUGAUUUACGGUAGCUAUUUGAUGGGAAAUAGGACUUUUUGGUCAGUAAUAUGAAUGAAUUCAAAGUUCACAUGAUAGAUUUUAAAAUCUAGGCUAUAGAAGUAAUCGAAGUACGUCUUUGCACAUUUAGUCGUUAGUUUUCAUCAAUUUAACGUAAUUGAAUCAUAGAAAAGAACAUAAAAGUUUGGUCUAACUCUAUACCAAUGACUUUUAUUUAGUAGGAGCGCUUGUCGGCUAUUUUUUUAUUGUGGAAUCCUAAAAUAUGAAUUUCCACAAGUCUCCUCAUUUUUUAAUCAUGUUUUAUAUUCGUAUUGAUGUAUAUUGUACAAUUUUUUUUUUUCCAAGUUUUGUCUACUAAUACUUACAUUUAUUGUAUAUUCUAAUUCUUUUAUUAUUAAUAUUAAGUUUUAAAUGAUCGUUAUCUAAAAGUGUUUGAUUUUAUCAUAUUUUUCUUUAUUUUGGUAUUUUAUCAAUUUGUAAAUCGUUAUAAUAAGCUUAUAACUGCACAUGUGGCGAAUGGAUUUAGUGUCCGCAGUCAUUUAAACACAAACAAACAACAACAAAACUGCACAUGACGCACCAAUGCGCCAUAUGAGCAUAAAAUGUGUCAAUGGUGAACCGUAUACAUGAAAAUUGUCAGUGAGAAUGUUUUUUUCUUGCGCACAAUUAAAGCUUGCUAUUAGUGUCACAUCAAGCAACUCUCAAGUGUCAAAAUAACUUUAUUUAUUAUAUUUUUGGUCUUGGUAAAUAUCCAAAUAUUAUAAAUUUGCUUAGCAUCAAGCACAUAAGUGUAAAUAAAUACAUCUUGAUGACGACUGAACAAAAGAAUCUGGAGGAAAAAUUUUGCCCACUUACUUAAAGUGACAACUGUAUUUUUAUAAAUAAAUUUUUGGAUAUUUUGGUACUUCUCUACUAUAUGGUUGUGUUUUAGUAUACUUUGUUAUUUUUGAAUAUAUGUUUUUGUUUCG
Diabrotica balteata is the source of this 5495-nucleotide messenger RNA. Lineage: Eukaryota; Metazoa; Arthropoda; Insecta; Coleoptera; Chrysomelidae. The record is from the annotation of a GenBank genome assembly.